GCGCUUCCGAUUCUCUUUCUCCCCUCCUCCGUCCGCCCUCCGGUUGUCUUCCUUCUCCAAUUCCCCCCACCCAACAACGCACCCCCACAACCAGACGAGCACGGACGGACCUCCGCACCCCGCACCCCACGACGAGCGCCAAUUCCGAAGCGCCGCCCCCUCGAUCCGCCCGGCCCGGCCCUCCCCACCGCGCCCUUGCGUCCGCCAGCCACUACCGUUCCCUCCCUACCGUUUGCCGUCGCCCUCUUCCUUCCGGCGCCGGCCACACCCCCGACGCGGCGGACCAAAACCAACGCCAUGAGGGUCCACCCGGCCCCGCGGAAGCGCACCAUCGCGGUGCAGCGCUGCGCCACGGCGGCGGCGGCGGCGGGCGCGGUCGGCGGGAAGAAGCUGCGCCGGCUGCCGCACAUCUUCGCCAAGGUGCUGGAGCUCCCGUUCGCGGCCGACGCGGACGUGUCCGUGGAGGAGGACGCCGCCGCGCUGCGGUUCGUCGCCGCCGCCGUCGUCGACGUCGACGGGUUCUCCUUCUCCCCCGCGGGUGGCCCCCGCGCGCACGCCGUCGAGAUCCACCCGGGGGUCACCAAGGUCGUCGUCCGGGGCCUGUCCUCCGGCGCCCACGAUGACGACGACGAUGGGGCAGCCGCCGCCUUCGAGCUCGACCGCUGGCGGUUCCGCCUCCCGCCCUGCACGCGCCCCGCCAUGGCCACCGCCACCUACGCCCAGGGCGAGCUCGUCGUCACCGUCCCCAAGGGCGCCGGCCCCGACGACGGCGACGGCGAUGCGGCCGCUGCUGCCCUCGGUGGCACGGACCGCGUCCUCGUGCUUGUAUAGUCCUAUAAUCCCAUUCCCAUCCAUGACUCUUCUCGACUUCGCCUGUUUUGCUGAUUCGCCUCCUGUUUCUGUUUUCUACUACUGCUAAUAUCAAUAUUGAUAUCACGCGCGAGAUGAUGAUGAUGAUGAUAAACAGAGCAGUUAGAGUAAUAAUAAUAAUGCCUGUGGAUCCGCCUUUGCUGCUAAUUCUCCGUCCAAACUUUGUCAUUUCAUUGUGCACUUUGUCAGCAGUUUCUCCAGCUUUAAUAAAAACACUUGUAGCAUGCAGUUCAGCUCAUGCUGAUGAGCCA
Molecule: messenger RNA, 1121 nt
Organism: Sorghum bicolor (sorghum)
Lineage: Eukaryota; Viridiplantae; Streptophyta; Magnoliopsida; Poales; Poaceae
Exons: 1
Coding region: 298-831 (177 amino acids)
Source: RefSeq, a predicted model, not a curated record